This is a messenger RNA of Phragmites australis (common reed), 3632 nucleotides long. RefSeq lists its product as uncharacterized. The transcript is spliced from 19 exons. Lineage: Eukaryota; Viridiplantae; Streptophyta; Magnoliopsida; Poales; Poaceae. The record is from RefSeq and is a predicted model, not a curated record. Bases 546 to 3224 code for a protein of 892 amino acids.
CUGCUUCUUCUUCCCGAGUCCACUAGUAUAUGUACAGAGCGGAGCGGAGGCGGCUAUGGCUGCAAGCCCACAUGUGAACUCGCCGGCGAUGGGCACUAUGGGGGUCGCAGGACCACACCACAGCGAGCCGGGGGUCUGAGGAGAGAUUGAGGAAGCGCGAGUGAAUAGAGGACGGGGAAGGAGGCGAGGCCCCCUUGAGGCCUGAGGAGGCUUCACCGUCACCGAGAGCGAGAGAGACAAGAAUGGAGGGAGGCCAUUGGGACCGGACCGGAGGAAGAAAGGGGGAGAAGGGCUGACGUGUGGGUCCCUCCCACGCCACGACAGGUUCCCCGUUGCGUUGCGUUCUGUUGUUUUGAGCUGAGCUGAGUGGAAUUCCGUCCACCACCUCCUCCAAACUCCAAACUCCAAACUCCAAACUCCAUUCCAUUCCAUUCAUCCAAACCUAGCUGCCCCGAUCCGAUUCUUCGUCUUCACCAGGGGGAACAAGGGAAUUCUGAUUCCAAAUCAAGAUGACGGCAUAGGGAAGGGAAGGGAAGGGAAACGCCAUGGACGAGGAGAGCGCGGCCGACUCCUUCGUGCUGCGCGCCGGCCUCAAGCGCGAAUUCGCCUUCGCCAUCGCCUCCCAGGCCGCCCUUGCUUCCUCCACCCCGCUCCUCGGCCGCACCCGCCGUGCAUCCCGCAACCCCCUUUCGUCUUCCUCCUCUUCCAACCCAUCCUCCUCUAGGUCUUCCAAGCACCACCACCACCAGCAGUUUGCCUCCUCCUCCUCAACCCCCAAGCCCAAGCGCCCGCGCCCACCGGAUCCUCCCCCUCCCCAACACCAACACCAACUGGAACAGGACGACGAGCCACCAGAUCCCCCCGCCGCCGCCGUGGAGCCCAGCCCCGUGCUCGCCUUGAUGGCUGCUGCGCCCACCCAUCGCCCCGACCUUUCGCUUUCCACCCCACCCAGUAAGGAUUCCCCGCACCACACGGAGGAUGUCCUCAUCCCGCCGGAAUCGCCGCCCAGGCGGAUCACGCGCUCCAUGCUCCUCCUCAAGCAUCCUCCAACUCCUCUCACCCCCUCUGCUCCAACUCCUCCUCCUCCUCCUGUCAAUGCCGCGGAACCAGAGGAGCAAGACGAGGACGACAAGCCCGGCCCAGCAACUGGGAGGCGCUUCACCAGAUCACUCUUGCUCAAGGAUAAACAUGACGACAACGACCUCUCAGGUACCACCACAGCCACCAAUUCCUCCUCCUCAGCCUCACCUUCACCAAACAACAACACCAACAGCAACAUGGGCAUCUCCCCAAAAAAUGUAAACAAGAUCCCCACCAACCUCAGGGAGCUGCUCGCCACUGGCCUGCUCGACGGCCAGCCAGUCAAGUACAUCAUGAGGAAAGGCAAGCGAGCAGUACUCCGCGGAGUUAUUAAACGUAUCGGCAUACUCUGCUCUUGUUCUUCAUGCAAAGGCCAAAAAGUUAUUUCACCUUACUAUUUUGAGGUGCAUGCUGGGAGUACCAAAAAGCAUCCUUCCGAUUACAUUUUCCUGGAGAAUGGAAACAAUCUGCAUGAUGUAUUGAGGGCAUGCGCAAAUGCUACCUUAGAUAUGUUGGAGUCAGCAAUACAGAAGGUGAUAGGCCCAGCACCUCAGAAGAAGACGUUCCGAUGCCAAACCUGCAAAAGUUCGUUCAGCACUCUCCGAAGUGGGAAAUUUGCUCUGCUAUGUGAUUCAUGUCCCAAGUCCAAGGAAGCUAAGAAUAGUACCAGGUCAUCAAAAAAUGGUCGAAGUUCGACUUCAUCUGCUAAGGGAUGUAAGAAUGCAUCCUCAGGAGCAAAGACUGCGAGUGCAGGAAGGCUUACAAGAAAGGAUAAGGGAUUGCACAAGGUGGUUUUCAUGAGUGGUGUUUUACCAGAGGGCACUGAUGUCGGCUACUAUGUUGGUGGAAAGAGGUUACUGGAUGGAUAUAUAAAGGAGCUUGGGAUCUACUGUCAUUGCUGCAACACAGUGGUUAGUCCUUCACAGUUUGAAGCUCAUGCUGGUCGAGCUGCUCGACGCAAACCUUACCACAACAUAUAUAUGUCGAAUGGUGUUUCACUGCAUGAACUGUCGAUUUCACUUUCGAAAGGUCAAAAUAUGUCAAACAGACAAAGUGAUGACUUGUGUAGCAUCUGUUCAGAUGGUGGGCAGCUUCUCCUUUGUGAUGCCUGUCCAAGAGCUUUUCACAGAGAAUGUGUUAGUUUGUCUGCUAUCCCGAAGGGAACUUGGUGUUGCCGAUAUUGUGAGAAUAGGCAACAGAGGGAAAGUUGUUUGGCAUAUAACAACAAUGCGAUAGCUGCUGGGAGGAUUGAAGGAGUUGAUCCCUUGGAACAAAUAUUUAUGCGGUCCAUACGUAUUGCUACAACACCUGAGACUGGAUUUGGUGGAUGUGCACUGUGCAAGCUCCACGAUUUCAGCAAAAAGAAAUUCAGUACCCGGACUGUACUGCUCUGUGACCAAUGUGGGAGAGAAUAUCAUGUUGGUUGCCUGAAGGAACAUAACAUGGCUGAUUUGACGGCAUUGCCCGAGGGAGCAUGGUAUUGUUCCACCGACUGUUUGAGGAUUAACCAGACACUACACGACUUACUUAGCCGUGGAUCACAACCUGUUCCUGUCGUGGAUGUAGAUCUUAUAAAGAAGAAGCAUGAAAAGAAAGGUUUAAAUGAGGAUGGUGGCCUUGAUAUUAGAUGGAGAGUUUUGAAGGACAAGUGUUCAGCAGAUAGUAAAUUGGUUCUCUCCAAAGCUGUUGCGAUUUUCCAUGAAUCAUUUGAUCCCAUUAUCCAGAUUACAACUGGGCGAGACCUCAUUCCAGCCAUGGUUUAUGGGAGGAGUGUAAGGGAUCAAGAUUACACAGGAAUGUAUUGUGCUGUAUUAACUGUGGGCAACGCCGUAGUUUCUGCGGGUCUUUUUCGCAUCAUCAGUGGUGAAAUUGCUGAGCUGCCAUUGGUUGCUACAAGUAGAGAUAGCCAAGGCUUGGGAUAUUUCCAAGCGCUUUUCGCCUGCAUAGAACGAAUGUUGGCAUCUUUGAAGGUGAAACAUUUUGUGCUACCAGCUGCUGAGGAAGCAGAGUCUAUCUGGACAGAGCGGUUUGGGUUCACGAAGAUAAGCCAUGAUGAGCUGCGUGAAUACCUCAAGGGUGGGCAAACAACCCUGUUCCAGGGGACAUCAACCCUGCACAAGCUGGUCCCCGAACGGGAAUGCUAGAUUUAUGAGUUGGUAUGGUGGGAACAAGGAGCGUGAAGCUACGAAGCAGCUUCUCGUUUGCAUGCUUCUGAGUUCUGGGAUUGGUGUGGAUAGGAAAGUGAACCCUGAAGCCUUUCUGCAAAAAGUUGGUGAGCAGUUUGAUCUGUUGACAUAGCUAAGACGAAGAAGAAGAUUGUAAGAGACGAGGGAGAAGCAGCCAAAGCUGAGGUGAAUUUCAGGCAGCUUAUUAGGCGGUAAAUUUUGGCAGGCACAUUGUGGGCUUCUGUGCUUCUCUUGAUUUAGUGUUUGUUUUGGUCGGAAUCAGAUGGUAGCUGCCUGUUUUUGUGUUUUUUUGGGUCCGAAUUUUGUGCGGUAUUUGUAUUUUUGAUUUAUGAUAGGAGCGUGCGAUAGUGCGCGUGUAUUGCAGUA